Molecule: messenger RNA, 860 nt
Organism: Impatiens glandulifera
Lineage: Eukaryota; Viridiplantae; Streptophyta; Magnoliopsida; Ericales; Balsaminaceae
Product: transcription factor bHLH18-like
Exons: 3
Coding region: 10-645 (211 amino acids)
Source: RefSeq, a predicted model, not a curated record
AGAUCGAUCAUGAGAACAUAUGAAGAAGAUCCAUGUGGUGGUGAGCAUGAUGAUGAUAAUAUUCAUUCUCAAGGAAUCCUAUUCAAUAAUCUUCAAGAAGAAGAAAACCUAGAAGAAGAUGAAGACCUAGAAGAAGAAGAAGAUAAUUCAUCCAUUAUUUCUGAGCAUUUCUCAAGGCUCACCUCCAUGCUUCCAGGCUUACCAGAGGAUGCCAUAAUUGACCAGGAUAACAUCAUUAAGAGCACCAUCGAGCACAUUGAGAAACUCCGACAUGACCAAGCCAACAUUCAGGAGCGAGUGAAUCGCAACAUUAACGCUAGAAGAUCCUCGGUUGACAAUGUGGUGUCUGCAUACAUGCAUGAAAGCUCCUCUUCGGGUCAAGAGAACAUUGAUCAAAGUAUUCCCAUUGUGAAGGUCAUUUCUAAUGGGAAUAAUGUUCUUAUAAAAAUCCAUUGCAAAGAAGAGAAAGGGAAUUUGUCAAGGAUAACCGAUGAGAUAGACAAGUUUAAUCUUUCCAUAGUUAAUAUGAACUCAUUGCCUUUCGAAGACUACAUUGAUAUCACCUUCAUUACUAUGAUACGCGAUGGGCUCAGCAUGAAAUUGAAGGAUAUCGUUAGCGCUUUAGAAGUGUUAUUGUCGGAGUAACAAAAUCAGCUCAUUGAAGAAUGAUCUAAUUAAGAAUUUCAUAACUAGGGUUAUAUCUGUUUGAUUGUGGGUUCGAGUUUGUUUUUGUUAGUAGUCCGUUUGUUGUUUGUUGUGUGUUUUGGUUACUUAUAUUUUAUAAUUGUAUUGUUAGUGUAUUGAAUUCUGUCUAUUUGUAUCUUUAUCUCGUUUCUAAUGUCAAUUUGUGUUUUUGUGCA